Molecule: messenger RNA, 3612 nt
Organism: Diachasma alloeum
Lineage: Eukaryota; Metazoa; Arthropoda; Insecta; Hymenoptera; Braconidae
Product: sex-lethal homolog
Exons: 6
Coding region: 764-1435 (223 amino acids)
Cellular component (GO): cytosol; ribonucleoprotein complex; nucleus
Molecular function (GO): poly(U) RNA binding; mRNA 3'-UTR binding; poly(A) binding
Source: RefSeq, a predicted model, not a curated record
UCGGGCUGCGCUUUCCCCUCGCGAAAAUUCCCACCCGAAAAACCCGAGAGCGCUCUCCCCCACUCGCAAAACCGCGGCGAAACAGUCCGCCGUCGCUGCGCGUGCGCAGCCUCGCGAGCCCGCUUCCUCCGCCUGACGCGCCGGAUCCAAUCGUCGAUAUAUUUUUCCCAUGCACACGGUAAUACCCGCGAGCAUCUAAGCCCCGAGUUUUCCCGUAGUAAAUUGUCGGACGCGCGAGACGAACAAUCACCAAUUGAUAAAAAAAUAAUAAUAAGUGGUCAUGUGCUUACGUAAUGCUCGAGUGAACUGACUGACUCCUCUCAGUGUUUCUGGCGUCAAAAAAAAAGUUAAUAAGAGUCGAGAUAAUGCAAUUUUAUUUUUAUAUUUAUUUCAACUGCUUGACAGUUUAAAUCGAUUGCUCAUUGGGAAUAAAAUUGUGAGAAUAAUUAAUUUGAGAUAAACAUGGCACAGCGUGCAAGGAGAAAAAAAAUUGUCCCCGUAGUAAUGUAUUUGUUUAUAUUUUUUUUAUUUGCCGACCCUUCUGAACACGCUGGUUAAACGACGCGAUCAUCGGAACACGAAUUGUUAAAAAUUAAAAAUACGAAAUACGGAAUAUUGUGAAUAAAUUGGGAGUAGCUGGAGCAACGAGGAUUUCGCCAAGGACGAGGUGAAUGACUACUGGAAAUAGUGACAACGGUUGUAUUCGAGUGGAUUUUACUGUUGAGGAAUAAGGUGUUGAGGCCACUGAUUGAGAGGACUGAAAAUGUCGGAGCAACACAAUGAUCAGCAGCCCAGUGGGAGAGACGACGCACGUACCAAUCUUAUUAUCAAUUAUUUGCCACAGAGUAUGACGGAAAAAGAGUUGUACAGCAUGUUUGUCACUAUUGGGCCAGUUGAAUCGUGUCGAGUUAUGAAGGACUACAAGACUGGCUACAGUUACGGAUUUGGUUUCGUCAACUAUGCAAAAGCUGAGGACGCACUGACAGCAAUAAACACUCUUAAUGGUCUGCAGGUUCAGAACAAACGAUUAAAAGUGUCAUUCGCAAGGCCAUCAGGCGAAGAGAUUAAGGAAACAAAUCUUUACGUGACAAAUCUUCCUCGAAACAUAACUGAGGGCCAGAUCGAGGACAUCUUCAGUAAAUUUGGUCAGAUUGUACAGAAGAAUAUUCUUAAGGACAAGCUGACUGGACUCCCCAGAGGCGUUGCCUUCGUCAGAUAUGAUAAACGUGAGGAGGCACAAGAGGCGAUUAAUCAUCUCCAUGGGACGAUACCUGAGGGGGGCUCUGAGCCACUCAGUGUCAAAAUUGCUGAGGAACAUGGGAAACAGAAGGCUGCUUACUAUGCUGGCUGGCAGGCUGGCUACAAUCAGAGUCGCGGAGAUUGUCCGUACGCAACGAGGAAAAAAUACCAACAAUAUCAGAAUUACAGUAAUUGAAAUAAUAAAUUUGGAUUGAUUUCCCCUUGAGUCGAGAUCUAAAUUCAAAUUUAGUUGUUGAAUCAACGAAUAUGUUCAAUGACACAAUAUGCCGAAUCGAGAAUAGAACAGUUUACUCUUGGAUUUUGCCUGGAGUAUCUCUUGUGCACAUUUAUCCUAAUGUUUAUUUGAAUUUUAUUUCCCCUUUGAUAAUAAUACGAGACACGCAAGUCUUUGAACGUUAACGUGCACACCAAAUGAAGUUAUCAACGCGAUAUGAAUAAUUGUGGGAUGAUAAUUGAUGUGAGAGUGAUGAAAAAAACGAAGGAGCGAUGGAUUUGGAACAGGGUAAGCAAUUUGAAAUUACGAAUUGAGUAAAUGAUGGAAUAAACAUAUGUAACAGCGAGAGCCGCCAAUCAAACGAUGAAAAUAAACUUUCACGUCAUUAAAUUGUUUACAAUUAGAUUAAAUACGAGUAAGAAAUUAGAAAGCAAUUUUGUCCGUCUGACAUUUUUAUCUUGAAUAUAAUGUAGACGUAAGGAUUUUAGAAGUUUUUCGUCUUUUGACAGAGUUUAGAGAUUUAACAAAACGAGAUUAAAAGCAAAGCUUGCGGCAAUAUCGAUGGAUUACUGAAACAUAUACAGAGAAUUAAUGACUAAGCUGAUGUUUCUAUUCAUCUUUAGAUGGGCUUUUAAUAAAUGUAUACAUUAAUAUUGAUCAGUGGGAAUCAGGCUCAACAGUAGCAAUGAAAUCAAAACAACAAUUACUGAAUUAAUCUCUGAUAAAUUAUUCGAUGCAUUCGGAUGAAGCGGCGGAAAAUGUUGCCACUAAUUCACUGAAGCAAAUAAACAGUUUCUUGUCACUGACUUCUCUUUGUUGUACAUAUAACUAGAUCACGUCGAGGAUAAAAGUAUAAGAACGAAAUUAGUCAAAUGUAAGGCUCGAAGGAAACGGAUGUGGCGAAGCCUGGAAGGCAGGGGGUCGUUCCGAAAUUAGUGGUACAAGAUUUAUUCUGGAACGAACACAGAAGUCUAGUAGUGCUAACGAUGGCUGUGAUAAAGAGAUAAGGGAAAAUAUUGGGAUUUAAUGGGGCUAGAUUAACUGAAAUUGCUUGAACGAGGAGAAACAACUGGUGAAUCCCCAAGUUUUCUCAGUGUCAUGUUUACAAUUAGGAUAAAUAAUGCUUUAAAGUUCUCUGUCGACUAAUCAAUCACGAAAUUUAAAUGCAUAUAUAUAAUGUAUAUAAUGUACUGUACGACGAGGAUUAAAUCCGUAGACUUACACAAUUCGUCGUUGUGAAAUGUUACAUUAAUUGAUGUUUUUGAUGAUGAAGUGGGGUGACAUUGUUUGUACAUUUAUAUUUAAUUGUUGCAUUGUUGAAUCGAAAUUUAUUGAUUGUGAAAUUUUGUGCUGGCGAUUUCUAUCGUGACAAUCAUUUCACAAAAUCGUGGCUCAGUUAUUCGCUUCAUUCGUUUACUGUAUUGAUGCUUCAACUGAUUAUGGCAAUAUAAAUUAUUAUUUACGUUCAGUUAUUUAACGUGGAAAAUCGCCAGGACAGACGGCGUUCAAUUACUUUGGAUCGAAGAUGAAUAAAACAUUUCUUGUAUCUCAAAUUGUUAUGGAAAAUCGCCUACGAAUCUAUAUAUCGCGUGACACGUGUUAGCGUGUAACGUUUCAAUUACAAAUCUCUUAACUUCGAUAGAAUAAACUGAGUGCUGGGAUAGUUGUCAUUCGCAACUGAUGAAAAAAACAAGUGGAAAAUAUGAUAAAAUUGGAAAAUACUGCUGUUACCUAUUCGUCAUUAUUUCCCGUCAUAAACAAUCCCUCCAUUAAUCACUUCACUUGACAAUCUACGAGUUUAUGUCGAGGUAAAGUUCUGGACAGGAGGUAAUGUGGUUCGAUACGAUCUUACAAAAAAGUAAUAUAUAUUCCAGUUAUAAAGCAUCAGAACAAAUAUUAUUUCAUUGAAAAAAAAUAUUUCCAAGUUAUGUUCAUUUUUAUUUCCGCUCGCUGUUUAAUUUUUUGUAAAUUCGCAACUGAUGAUUGCAAUUCUUCAUUGGAGUUCGUUUUGAGGGCCCUUGGGAGUAAAAUAAAAGUACAAGAGGGGAUGAAAGGCUGGGAGUUUGAAUGAUUUGUUCAUUUUUCAGGAGUUGGAUGAAAUGAGUUGAAAAUUCUUUGAAGAGGAUAAAUCAUUUUAA